AGCAAGCGCUUUCGAAAGCACAUCUUCAAGAUGAUGUCGUUUACGAUAAUUCUUGGGGUGGUCGCUGGGACGGCAGUGGCCAUGCCGACUAAAGGAACAGAGUGUUUGAAGGAGGGUAGGUACCCCAUUCCAAAUACAUGUGAUGGUUUCUUCGACUGCAUACCUGAUGGCACUGGGGGUUAUGAAUCGUCUAUAGACGACUGUAAUGGAUUUCUCUACAACACCACCUCCAGGACCUGUAGCAGUGAAGUGGAAUGCCUCUCCCGAAGUAAGCGGAGUGUUACUACAGCAUAUCCCAAGUACUCUUACUUGUGUGAAGGUCAGCCUGAUGGCUUUGUGUGCGCUGACUGCAGGACCAUGGUCAUGUGUGUGAAAGGGCAGGCCUUUGUCCGCCAGUGCACCAGUGGAAGAUCCUGCAGCGUUAAGACUACUACCUUUGGGGGUGCAGUGUGCUACCCAGGGCUUCCGGCUGAAUGCACCUGCCAGAAUGCGGACACCUUUGUCCGUGAUCUCUAUGACCCACAGAAGUUCUUCAGCUGCUCUUCCACUGGCGCAAUCCCUGAGGAUCACGUGUGCCCUGACGGAAUGGUGUUUGACGAGACCCUUAAUCAGUGUCGCAACCAAGCAAGCCUUCCAGCUUGUGGACGGCCUGGUGUCUUUGCAAAUCUGGAAGACUGCUCUGAAUAUUACUCGUGCAUCUCUCUUCAACACGGGUGGCUGCAGAGACUGUUCAUGUGCCCCAGUGGAACGCUGUUCAACGAGGUAACGGGAGCUUGUGAAGAUCCUUGCACACGGACAAUGGUGUGCUAUGAGGAAGGCAGGUUCCCAGAUCCCCUUGACCGCCGUAGCUACUAUGAAUGCCUGAUUAUUGGUGGCCUGAUGAAGCGUGCCCGCUACCAGUGCCCCCAUGGCUACGUGUGGAAGGCUGAUGAUUCUGGUGAUGGGGGAGCAUGUGUGGAGGACCACGAGAUGACUCUGCACGACUACUUCACCCGCUGCAGCAUUCCACAGGGCAUGUGUCCUGAUGAGACUACAGACCCAUGCUUGGCAAACAACGGUGGCUGCCAUGCUAAUGCAGACUGCUUAACCAUUAAUGGUGGUGUGAGUUGCACUUGCAGGGCAGGUUACAAUGGUGACGGAUAUGCUUGUACAGAUGUUGACGAAUGUGCGGUGUCCAAUGGCGGCUGUUCUGCAGUUGCUAGCUGCACCAACACGGAUGGUAGUUACUGGUGCGAAUGCUUAGCAGGAUACACUGGUGACGGCUUCGCCUGUAAUGAUGUGGACGAGUGUUUGGUUGCCAAUGGUGGCUGUGAUGCAAAUGCCCUGUGUAGUAAUACUGCAGGCAGCCGUGACUGCACAUGUACAUCGGGAUUCACUGGGGAUGGUCUAGUUUGCACAGAUGUGGACGAGUGUCUGGUGGCUAAUGGAGGGUGCCAUGCAAAUGCAGACUGUACAAAUGAUUUUGGUGGCAGAACUUGCACCUGUCAUCCUGGUUACCAGGGUGAUGGCCUUCAAUGUACUGAUGUGGAUGAGUGUUUGGUUGCCAACGGUGGCUGUGAUGCAAAUGCCCUGUGUAGCAACACUGCAGGCAGCCGUGAUUGCACAUGUACAUCGGGAUUCACUGGGGAUGGCUUAGUCUGCGCAGACGUGGACGAGUGUCUGGUGGCUAAUGGAGGGUGCCAUGCAAAUGCAGAUUGUACAAAUGAUGUUGGUGGCAGAACUUGCACCUGUCAUCCUGGUUACCAGGGUGAUGGCCUUCAAUGUACUGAUGUGGACGAGUGUCUGGUUGCCAACGGUGGCUGUGAUGCAAAUGCCCUGUGCAGCAAUACUGCAGGCAGCCGUGACUGUACAUGUACAUCGGGAUUCACUGGGGAUGGCCUAGUUUGCACAGAUGUUGACGAGUGUCUGGUGUCUAAUGGUGGGUGCCAUGCUAAUGCUCAGUGCACCAAUACGGCUGGUAGCAGAACCUGCUCCUGCCUUGCUGGUUACACUGGUGAUGGACUAGUCUGCCAACUCCUCCAGUGUCCUGUUGGCUUUGCUGGUCAAGGUCAAGACUGCGCUCAAGACACUGACCUUGAUGGCUACCCAGACACUGAACUGAGCUGCUCGAGCAAAUACUGCCGCAAGGAUAACUGUGUCAAUAGGCCUAAUUCCGGGCAAGAGGAUGCCGACGGUGAUGGUAUUGGUGAUGCUUGUGAUAGUGAUGCUGAUGGAGAUGGCCUCCUCGAUACUUCGGAUAACUGUCCCCUAAUAGCCAACCCAGGGCAACAAGAUGGAGACUCAGAUACACAUGGAGAUGUAUGUGAUAACUGCCCUGUAGUCUCCAACCCCAGCCAGAAUGAUGUUGAUGGGGAUGGUACAGGCGACCAUUGCGACAGUGAUAUUGAUGACGAUGGAUUGCUAAAUACUGCUGACAACUGUCCCUUGACUGCAAAUAGCAACCAAGCUGAUGUUGAUGGAGAUGGUCUUGGAGACUCUUGUGAUAACUGCCCCCAGCAUAACAAUCCUGGGCAAGAUGAUGCAGAUGAAGAUCGACUAGGGGAUGCAUGUGACGAUAAUGUGGACUCGGACAGGGAUGGUGUGGAAGACAGUGUGGACAACUGUCCAAAUGUGGCCAAUGGUGACCAGCAGGAUGUGGAUGGUGAUGGUGCAGGUGAUGCCUGUGAUACAGACAGCGACAACGAUGGUAUUAAUGAUGGCACUGACAACUGCUUGCUAAUUCCAAACUCGGACCAGAAGGAUACCAAUGGGGAUGGGAUUGGAGACGCCUGCACCUCUGACUUUGAUGGUGACAAAAUUUUAGAUUCGGAUGACAACUGUAUUGCAAACCCAAAUGUGCAUGCCACAGAUUUCAGGCAACUCCAACUGGUGGCAUUAAACCCAGAAUCACCAUCUACUCCUCCAAUAUGGGUUGUCUACGACAAUGGUGCAGAAAUUCAUCAGAACGCGAACUCUGAUCCAGCUAUAGCAGUGGGUGAUCAUACUCUUGUGAACGUCGACUUUGAUGGAACCUUCUUCAUUGAAGACGUCGGUGAUGAUGACUUUGUUGGUUUUAUAUUCAGCUACCAGAGUAACGCAAAGUUCUACGUUGUGAUGUGGAAGAAGGGACCACAACUCUGGCAUGGCCAAGCAGAGCGAGGGGUUGCUCUAAAGCUGAUUGACUCUGCUACAGGCCCUGGCACAGCACUUGAGGAAGCCUUGUGGGUCACUGCAUCGACGCCAAACCAGGCACAAUUGCUCUGGCAUGAUGGCAGCAUUGGGUGGACCCCUAAUGUGGCCUACCGCUGGCAGCUUCACCAUCGGCCUGAUAUUGGUACCAUGAGGUUCUACUUGUACCAGGGUAACAACCAAGUGAUGGACUCUGGAAACAUAUACGACGACACCCUAAAAGGAGGCAGACUAGGUCUCUUCUGCUUCUCCCAAACUCGAAUUAUUUGGUCCAAUGUGAAGUAUACUUGUUCAGAUGAUGUACCCCAAGACAUGUUUAAUGACCUGCCCACUCACCUACAGACACAAGUCCAAAGUUCCUAAGCUCUUGCUUAGAGCGCAGACUGGGGUCAUGCACUUGACAUGAUGCAUCUUGAAGAAUAAGCUUUGAUACUGUAAAGACUCUGGUCUGUAAAUUUUAUAUUAAAUAAUUUUAAAUUAAAA
This is a messenger RNA of Penaeus indicus, 3651 nucleotides long. Its product is annotated as cartilage oligomeric matrix protein-like. The record is from RefSeq and is a predicted model, not a curated record. Gene Ontology annotation, biological process: cell adhesion. NCBI's taxonomy places the organism in Eukaryota, Metazoa, Arthropoda, Malacostraca, Decapoda, Penaeidae. The transcript has 21 exons. Gene Ontology annotation, cellular component: extracellular region. Gene Ontology annotation, molecular function: chitin binding; calcium ion binding. Bases 31 to 3531 code for a protein of 1166 amino acids.